This is a messenger RNA of Trichoderma reesei QM6a, 1827 nucleotides long. RefSeq lists its product as uncharacterized. Gene Ontology annotation, cellular component: rDNA heterochromatin; SHREC complex. Gene Ontology annotation, biological process: silent mating-type cassette heterochromatin formation. Lineage: Eukaryota; Fungi; Ascomycota; Sordariomycetes; Hypocreales; Hypocreaceae. The transcript has 4 exons. Bases 1 to 1827 code for a protein of 608 amino acids. The record is from RefSeq and is a predicted model, not a curated record.
AUGGACACCAAAGACUUUGACGUUGUCCGCAUUGCGAGGAGCGAUGGAGUCGACACCGGGCCCGGAUACUGGCCAGUGGUGGCGCCAACAUCAACAGCCGCCAAUGCUUCCAAGAAGGGGGGCAAGGAAACGACUGCCGCAGACAAGGCUCCGCGAACGAAGCCCCAGAUGACGAGGCUAGCAGAGGACGACCCGAGAUUUGUGGAGUGGCGGAUCAAGCUGGGGAUUCUGUUGAAGCAGGAACUGUCGCCCACGCCAGACGAAGGAAAUCCGUGGUAUGUGCAUUUCCCACGAGGCUACUGGCUCUAUGAAAAGUCAAAGCAUCUCUGGGUGUCUGGGUACCCCAUCAAGUCCAAGCUGUUCAAGAGUCCUCAGGAGUUUGGUGUUCACUUGAUAUGGUUGCUGUCAGCGUCCAAGGACUACGGCGACUGCUGCUGUGUGCACUGUAACACACCCGCUCCUUCGAAGCCCCUGCCUCCUGUUCAAGGCCCAGCCAGGACAGAGAAACCCGAGAGACCGGUCAAGGUGACGCCUGUCCCUCUGCCCCCAAUUCCAGGCCAGCCACCCCAAAGGGCGCCAAGUAUUACGCCCGUCCCGCAGGCAGCGCAGCCUCAACAGCCCCAGCAGCCCCAACCUCAGCAGCUACCACAGCAGUUACCACAGCAAAAACCGAUCCAGCAGACUCCCGUACCGCUUCCUGCGCACAUCCAGUCGAAUCAGCCCGCCCAGGCCUCUCAAUCCCCUCAGCUUAUACAACCAAACCCGUCCCAACCAGUUCCAAUGGCUGGCACCAACCCUCCAACGCCGCCAAAAGCCCAGGCCAUCCAGUGGUCCCUAAAAAGCCCACUGCUCUUCCGAGCUGGCGAGCUCGUCUGGUUUCAAACCGGCAAUACCUGGCGGCUUGGAAUCAUUUCAAACCCGGGCAACAUGACCCCGAACGGCAUGACGUUCGAGCUAUUACCGAUUGGCCAUGCCGCCGUUCCUCAGCCAAACGUGACCAAAGCCGAGGCCGACCUGCGGCCAUUCCACUGCUACAGCGUUCCCUCUGUCGACAUUGCCGAGCUCAAGGACAAGGUCUUUGACGAGGUCCCCUGGGAGAGCCUGUUCCAGGCCGCCGGGAGCAACGCCGUCCGCCGGGACCUCAUCAACCUCGACGCCUCGAAAAUGGCCGCCUCCAAGGUCGACUUUUCGCACUCCCUCUGGACCCGACGCGGCGACGACCCCACCGGCAAGGCCGUCUCCUACUACGGCUGCUUCUUCGGCGCCGAGCGGCUCGAGAUUGGCGACGCCGUGCGGGUGAAGAUGGCAGGGGCCGAGGCCAACUCGAGCCAGACGACCGUCAUGGGCCUGCUGCACAUCUUCACCAGCGCCGACUAUCCCGGCUCCGUCUUCUUCCGCGGGCCAAUCUACCAGCUGUCCAAGCAGGGCGCAGCCGCUUCCACCGCGGGGGCCGGCACCGUCAUCGACGACGAAAAGGACAAGCUGCCCCUCGCGCUGCAGGAGGAGGUCCGGUGGCGGACGCAGGUCACGCGCAGCCGGCAGUGGUGCUGGGUCCUCAUCAAGGACAACGUCGUCUUCAAGGAGCAGUCCAUCCGCGGCCGCUUCUACCCCACGCACCGCCUCAUGCCCAUCUACAACCCCAACGAGUUCAAUGCCUUGCUCGCGGGCCAGCAGCCGCUCAGGGAUCAGCAUAUAUACUUGAACAACCGCAUGGAUGGCGCGGGCGGGAGACACAUUGGACGAAAGGCCAAUCGACUGGAUACGCUGGGGCCUUGUGUGCCGCAUACGGCGAGGUUGAUGCUUGAGCCGCAUAUUCAGGAGGAGUAG